Molecule: messenger RNA, 2067 nt
Organism: Petromyzon marinus (sea lamprey)
Lineage: Eukaryota; Metazoa; Chordata; Hyperoartia; Petromyzontiformes; Petromyzontidae
Gene: SLC35B3
Product: solute carrier family 35 member B3
Biological process (GO): transmembrane transport; 3'-phosphoadenosine 5'-phosphosulfate transport
Cellular component (GO): endoplasmic reticulum membrane; Golgi membrane
Molecular function (GO): 3'-phosphoadenosine 5'-phosphosulfate transmembrane transporter activity
Source: RefSeq, a predicted model, not a curated record
CGGGGCCCCAAGGGUCUCAUUGCUCGUUCCGGGGCCCCCUGCGUCCGUGUGUCAUUACAGUAGCAGUACAGUUGCCGGUACUGUAGCUACACACGCACGCGCGCGCAUUAUCCUACUUGUGUAGUUGACCCGUGUCACAUUGAGCCCGACAAACAGCGGCGCUGCCCCACCCCCCGUGUGCUAAGUUGCCGCACAGGGCGCGCCGCUUUCGCUGCCCAGAGCCACGGCAGCCGCUGAGGAGGAAGCUAAAGCCGCCGCCGCCUGAGCUGUCGAGGAGAGUAAACCACAGCAUGACGCUGAGGACACAAGUGCUGAAGACGCGUUUAAAGUAACAGCCACAAUGGACCCCAACACAAGGAAGUUCGUGAGCAUUAACAUCUCGACGAAGCAAGAAGUGAUCUCUCCGCACAUACGAACGACGGAGGAGCUGUACGUGCUGGGUUUGAACCUGGGGAAAUUUUCACGCAGCGUGCAGUUCCUCAUCUGCUUGGGAGGGGUCUUCGUCUUCUACCUCAUCUAUGGUUACCUUCAGGAGCUCAUCUUCUCUGUGGAGGGCUUCAAGCCCUUCGGCUGGUACCUGACCCUUGUGCAGUUUGCUUACUACUCGCUGUUUGGUCUUGUCGAGCUGAAAAUAAAAAGCAAUAAACAGAGGAGGAUUCCUCUACGGACCUAUUUCAUGAUUGCCUUUUUGACUGUUGCGACAAUGGGACUGUCAAACACAUCUCUUGGUUACCUGAAUUACCCAACACAAGUGAUAUUUAAGUGCUGUAAACUUGUUCCAGUCAUGAUAGGAGGUGUGCUUAUCCAAGGGAAGAGGUACACCCUGGUGGAUGUGUGUGCGGUGAUCUGUAUGAGCCUGGGCCUCAUAUGGUUCACCCUCGCGGACAGCAAAGUCGUCCCCAACUUCAACAUAACGGGCGUUGCAUUGAUACUGCUUGCACUCUGUGCCGACGCAGCAAUUGGCAAUGUGCAAGAGAAAGCCAUGAAAGAAUUUAGCAGCUCCAACUCGGAAAUGGUACUCUACUCCUAUUCCAUCGGAUUUGUGUAUCUGUUUUUUGGAAUCGGACUGUCAGGAAGCUUCAGUACAGCCUUUACAUUUUGUUACCAGCAUCCGUUUCAGACAUAUGGCUACGCGCUGAUCUUCUCUAUCAGUGGGUACUUGGGAAUUUCAUUCGUACUGGCUUUGAUUAAACUCUUUGGAGCACUUGUUGCGGUCACAGUUACAACUGGGAGAAAGGCCAUGACAAUUGUGCUGUCCUUCAUGUUUUUCUCAAAACCCUUCACUAUACACUACGUAUUCGCGGGAGCAGUGGUAGUGUUGGGGAUUUUCCUAAAUUUCUACAGCAAAAAUUCGGACAAGAUCAACUGUGCCAUGUUCUACAACCUGUGGACUUUCCUGACGAAGAAACGCACGAGCUUUUCUCACACCGUGUGACGUGUAAAAAAUACAUGGGGGUAUACAAUGACGACGGUGCCGUUAUAUUUUUAAAUGAUUUUACUCGUCUUAUUCGGUGGAACAAUGGCCAUUACGCCAACGGUGUUUGAAUAUAUUUGUUUGUAUCUUAAUUUUAUAGUCAUCUCAGUUUUCACUCGUACACGUCCUCUCCCCCCUAAUUCAGCGAAUCCCUUCUCAUCCGCUGUCUCAUUUAAAAUGAGUUGCCGUAAAAUCUCAGCUGCUUUGUGGCCCGUUCUGCAUCCCGCCCCCCCUCGUCCAACGCUGCACAUUCAAUGUUGGCAAUUGGAGGGGUGUAAAACCCCCAACUGGCAGGAUGCAGUCAGAAGUCGGCUGUAAGUCAAGCUGCGCCGCUCUGCUCAAUUCAUCUGAUGCAGUCGGCAAUGGACAAUUCAAUUUAUGACUGGAGAGACAUGUUGACACUUCCAAAUAGGCCCUGUCUGUUGAUUUAUUGUCAUUAUGUAUGCGUCUGUCAACGAUAUGUGGAGGCAUCAUGUAUGUUGCGGCCGUCUGAGAAAAUCUUUUAAGGGAAAAUAUUUAAGGAGUAAAAACUUGAUUUAACGUGUCUUUUUGUAAAACGUCCCUCGACGGUGAUUAAAGUAAUUUGGCUAAAA